CAAUCCUCCUCUCUUUUUAUAGAUCCAGCUCAUACUUUUAUAAGAGCUCAAAAGGACGUAGCAGUAAGAUUGUAGACAGCCAAUUUGCAAGAGAUGGGUCGUAACAAUGAUUCUGGGAAUUUUCUACAAGUUGUGGCUAACAACUUUGAUGUUCUUGCUUUGCCUCUAGUCACACUAGUUUAUCCCCUAUAUGCUUCAAUUAGGGCAAUAGAAACCAAGUCUCGUACCGAUGAUCAACAAUGGCUUACCUAUUGGGUUCUGUAUUCUCUGAUGACAAUCUUUGAGCUCACAUUCGCCAAAAUCCUUGAAUGCUUUCCGGUAUGGACUUAUGCCAAGUUGAUAUUCACAUGUUGGUUGGUGCUGCCACAAUUCAACGGAGCUGCACAUGUUUAUCGACGCUUCAUCAGACCAUACUAUAUGAACCCACAAGUUGCUCAUCAAAUGUGGUAUUUCCCAAGAAAGAAGGGCGGUAGCCUCUUCAGCAAGCCGGAUGACGUUUUAACCGCCGCCGAAAAAUACAUGGAAGAGCACGGGACAGAAGCAUUUGAAAGGCUCAUAAGCAAGGCUGAUAGAGAAAGGAGCAACAGGAAGAGCAACAACUACAUGAUCUUUGAUGACGAUUAUAUGUACUAAUUAAAUCGCAGUUCCUGUCUUAAUUAAUUCUGUUAACGGUACUUAUGCUGAUCUUUUCCUAAACAACAUUUUGUAUGCUACGUCUCUUAAAUCAUGAAAUGGUGUGUCGAUUUGGUUUUGAGUA
Messenger RNA from Pyrus x bretschneideri (Chinese white pear), 757 nucleotides. RefSeq names its product HVA22-like protein c. The record is from RefSeq and is a predicted model, not a curated record. The transcript has 5 exons. Bases 94 to 633 code for a protein of 179 amino acids. NCBI's taxonomy places the organism in Eukaryota, Viridiplantae, Streptophyta, Magnoliopsida, Rosales, Rosaceae.